This is a messenger RNA of Durusdinium trenchii, 774 nucleotides long. NCBI's taxonomy places the organism in Eukaryota, Dinophyceae, Suessiales, Symbiodiniaceae. The record is from the annotation of a GenBank genome assembly.
AUGUCUUCGGAGUCCUGGAUGGUGGCUGUGCUUGCUUGGAGUCUCGACGAACUACCUUAUGCAUGGCUUUAUCUGGAACUACCCCUCCCGAUUUUCGGCGCUUUGCCAGAAAGCGCCCCUGAAGAUCCUUGGUGGGCAUCCGGUGGAUGUCUUUGCAUCCUUAGAGGUGGUGGCGAAGAUUAUCCAAGGUUGCUCUUUGCUGGCCUUUCUGGGCAGCUCCGGCCGCGCAGCGGCCUGGCAAGCCAUUUCUGCUGCCCCUGGAUGGUGCUGGGCGGCCGGGGGCGUGUUGGUGGCGGCCGGCCAGGCACUGAACGUGGCGACCUACAACGCCAUUGGCAAUGCCGGAGUCUACUAUGGUUUCAAGUUGGGCCGCACCGUGCCAUGGUGCUAUGGCUUCCCUUUCAACACCGGUCUGCGGCACCCGCAGUACCUGGGCGUUGUGCUCACGCUCUUUGGCACGCUGCCGAUGCUCAUGAGCCUUGGACUGGAACCUGCCAUGGUUCGACUCCCUUAGCCAUCGCAGCCACAGCACAGCCUCAGGAGCAAAGAGAUGCUACAGAUGGGCCUGCCCCAGCUGGUGCUGACAUGGGGUUCCAUGUAUGGCAUCAUGUCCGCCAUGGAACAGGCUGGCGACAACGAAAAGAGUUCCUAGACUCCGACUUUGGCUGCAGAAAGCAGGCAGGCAUGGUAGGGUAUGGUAAAAAAGAGGUUUAUGGAUGUUUGGAUUUUGCCAGAAGGUGUACGGAAAUUCAGCUUUCAGUAAUCAAUUUGUAG